Messenger RNA from Nycticebus coucang (slow loris), 2249 nucleotides. RefSeq names its product inositol monophosphatase 1-like. The coding region runs from base 64 to 897 and encodes 277 amino acids. The transcript has 9 exons. Gene Ontology annotation, molecular function: inositol monophosphate 1-phosphatase activity. Gene Ontology annotation, biological process: inositol metabolic process; signal transduction; phosphatidylinositol phosphate biosynthetic process. The record is from RefSeq and is a predicted model, not a curated record. NCBI's taxonomy places the organism in Eukaryota, Metazoa, Chordata, Mammalia, Primates, Lorisidae.
CCUAGAGCUGAGUAGCGGAUCACCGCGGGCCUCAAGCCAGCAGGACGCGCUGCAGCUACGAAGAUGGCCGAUCCUUGGCAGGAAUGCAUGGAUUAUGCUAUAACCCUAGCAAGACAAGCUGGAGAGGUGGUCCGUGAAGCUCUAAAAAAUGAAAAGAACGUUAUGCUGAAAAGCUCUCCUGUUGAUUUGGUGACCGCAACUGACCAAAAAAUUGAAAAAAUGCUCAUCUCUUCCAUAAAGGAAAAGUUUCCAUCUCACAGUUUCAUUGGUGAGGAGUCUGUGGCAGCUGGGGAAAAAAGCAUCUUAACUGACAACCCCACGUGGAUCAUUGACCCUAUUGAUGGAACAACUAACUUUGUACAUAGAUUUCCUUUUGUAGCUGUUUCGAUUGGCUUUACUGUGAAUAAAAAGGUGGAAUUUGGAGUUGUGUACAGCUGUGUGGAAGAUAAGAUGUACACUGCCAAGAAAGGAAAAGGUGCCUUUUGCAAUGGUCAAAAACUACAGGUUUCAGAGCAGGAAGAUAUUACCAAAUCACUCCUGGUGACUGAGUUGGGCUCUACCAGAACACCAGAUAUUGUGAAAACAACUGUUUCUAAUAUGGAAAAGCUUUUUUGCAUUCCUGUUCAUGGGAUCCGUGGUGUUGGAACAGCAGCUCUUAACAUGUGCCUUGUGGCAACUGGAGGAGCAGAUGCGUAUUUUGAAAUGGGAAUCCACUGCUGGGAUAUCGCAGGAGCUGCCAUUAUCGUUACUGAAGCUGGUGGAGUGCUACUGGACGUUACAGGUGGACCAUUUGACUUGAUGUCACGAAGAGUAGUUGCUGCAAAUAAUAGAACACUAGCAGAAAAGAUAAUCAAAGAAAUUGAGGUAGUACCUUUUCAACGAGAUGAUGAAGAAUGAUUACAAUAGCCUCAUAUUCAGUCACAGUUACUUUUCCCCAGAUUUGCUGACUCACUGAUGGAUAUCUGUUUCAGAUACUUGGUUUGAAUUGUCUUUGUUCAGAUUAAAAAAAUUGGAACUUGGUCUGUAUUUUACUGACUGUGCUUGCAGAAUACAUAAUGUUUCUUUCAUUGUUUUAAAAAAGGGUACAUGUAAGAAUAUACUUUAGAAAAAACACACAGGAAGUAUAGUUCAUGAGAUAAGGACCACAUCAAUGAAAUAGUUAAUUAUUAAUUUUGCAUUUCUGAGUAUCUAAGGUCCUCUGAAAUUUUUACUCACUGCAUAUAAAUACAUAAACACUCAGAGAGUUACCUUUAAGGAAAAUUUUCAUUAGUUUCAAAAGCCGUAUUUAAAUAAAUUUGUAAGGAUAUAAAGAGUACUUUCCUGACCAAGUUUUAUUUCUUUGCAGAGAAACUUUUUCGCUUAUUCAUCAAUGUCCGGUUAGCACUUAGUACAGUGCUUGUCGAAAGGAGGCAAUCCACAAACAAACAUUAUAAGAAUGAAUAAUUUGCAGGGAACAAUUCCUAGUUAUAAUAGAUACAUAAGUAAAAGCCCACCAUGCUGUUUUUUUGCUUCGGGUGUUGAAGUAAAAAUCACCUAGUUCUCUUUUUUAUAUUUCACAUUACCAUACCAUUUCCUAUUACCAUGCUGCAAGAGAGCAUUGCUUAUGGAGGGCAUUUCAGCAGUGAAUACAUUUUCAAAAGCACUUUGUUACAGUAUCUAUUUGGAUUUGCUUUGAAGUCCUUGUGUAAGAAGAGAGGAGAAACUGUUUCCCAAACCAUACUUCUUCCAUAUCUGAAUUAAUUAGAUACAGUAACAUUUUAGUAAAUCCAAUAUUAGUAUUUUAAAGAUAUUUACACAGAUUUGAUCAUGCUGGCAACUAUGCUGUGUUGUUAAUAUUAACUAUUUGAUUUCUUCCCAAACUCCUUAUUUAAUUUUAUUGCUGCUGCAUUCUAUUUAGCUUUUAAAUAUUCCCUUCUAGUCUUUGGCCUAUCCAACUCAAAAGAAUUUUAAUGGCUCAUAGGAAUUUUUAAAGGAUUAAUUUAUUGUUUAGUUCACGGCACAUGGACUGACUACUAAGUGUUACUAUAGGUUUCUAUGAGCCUUGUAUUUGACAAAAUGAAAAGUACUUCUUUAAAGUUUUCAGGGUAUGGGCUUAUUUUAUUUUGUGUAAGUGUAAUUAAGUAUAUACUAAGAUUUGAGUACUAUAAUUACUAUAUUUGUACUGUAGAUCACAUGCACUUAAAACAUCUGACACUGUUUUAUUAUGAGAUGAGUUGUUUUGCAAUUAAAUUUAUUUUAAUUAAGAAGAG